Molecule: messenger RNA, 1214 nt
Organism: Pygoscelis adeliae (Adelie penguin)
Lineage: Eukaryota; Metazoa; Chordata; Aves; Sphenisciformes; Spheniscidae
Gene: HSBP1L1
Product: heat shock factor binding protein 1-like 1
Exons: 4
Coding region: 1-393 (130 amino acids)
Molecular function (GO): transcription corepressor activity
Source: RefSeq, a predicted model, not a curated record
AUGAGGUACCUGGAAGAGAGCCACACGAGGCUGUGGGAUCUGAACACGUGGGGUCAGAUCACUGUCCUUGUGCUGCAGAGGCUGCCUUGUCUCGCCCUCACAGCGGAGGCUGGCAGAGCCUUGCCUGUUACACACUGCAUUUUCUUCAAGAAAGCUCCACCGUGCACAUAUGACACCCAGCUUAUCUUUAACUUUUUACUGGAAGAAAUGGGCGAGCGCAUUGAUGACCUUGAGAAGCAUGUUGCUGACCUGAUGACAGAGGCUGGGAUAGAAAACACCGAUGAAGAGUUGAGAGAGCCAAAGAAUGCUACUGGUUUUUUGAAAGAAAAACUGGAGCUUGAUGCAUCUGUUCCACCAAGUGCCACAUACAAGGGCACUGAAAUGAAGAUGUGACCAAGAAAGAUAAAGGGAGAACAGCACCGCACUGAAUCUGGGAGUUUACGAUCAGUGUCACUAGUCACAAAAAGCAUCAGUGAAAACAAACACACUUGCAUCAUGUCACAAUAGAAUCUCAAAUUUUAUUUUCAACUAUUGCCCCAGGAAAAAAAGUAGAAAGCUGGGUUUAUUUGUCUAAAUGGGACACUAUUUCCUGUAAUUGGGAAAGAACUACUAGUUUCAGGGGAGGCAAAACCACUAUUUUGGACAGAAAACUAUAUCCUGUGUAGUGAACUUACCCAGUCGCAACCUUUUUCAAUGUAUUAAAAAUGUAUUUCAUUUAUUUUAAUAAUAUUAAAAUUUUCAUCAUAUUUCUUCGUUGCCUUUUUAACUUCAAUGUUCUCAGCAUAGCAAGAUCCUUCUAUGACAAAACUUUUCCAUUUGCUUGUGCCAUUUUAAUGCUGCGUUAAAUCUUUUACAUUACAAAAUAACAUCUUAUUUGACGUUAUUACAAAGGUGCCUUUGCAAAACUUCAUAGGUCCAAUGAAGAUAAACUGUUCUGCACUGAAAGCAAUGGCAGUAUUUGCAGAGAUUACAGCUCUUCAGCUGUUACUCUUUCCACAAGCCCACCCAAAGCUGUGCACACCUGCGCAGGUGACAUCAUCCAGGCAUGCAUGCUGUGCCCAUUUCAGUUCUUCAACAUUAGCCAUUUUGAUGAAAGAGCCUAAAGACUUUGAGAUAGAUAGGAAUUAUAGUUACCGAACACAUCCCGAACAAGACAUGCCAGCGCCAAAGAAACAGGACAUCCGCACUAACUGUAAGGUUCUUGUACACCAAAA